AUGUCUAUAGUGUCUCUCCCUCUUCACGUAAACCCCAGAACGUACUGGAUCUUCGCAUUUCCCUCUCGAACAAUCCAUUCGGAAAACAGCCCUAAUUCUUCGAUCGCUCCGGAGCUGGUUUCCACGCAUCUACCCUUCUCCGAGCCAUGAAUGCACCGGUGCUGGUUCUCAGGGAUUCUUUGAAACGUGAAUCUGGAAGUAGAGUGCACCAUGCCAAUAUCCUAGCUUCAAAGGCUGUGGCUGACAUAAUCCGGACUACCUUAGGUCCACGAUCCAUGUUGAAGAUGCUACUUGAUGCUGGGGGAGGAAUUGUGGUCACUAAUGAUGGGAAUGCAAUUCUGCGAGAGUUGGAUCUUGCUCAUCCAGCUGCUAAGUCCAUGAUUGAGCUGAGCCGCACGCAAGAUGAAGAAGUAGGUGAUGGGACAACUUCUGUCAUUGUUCUUGCUGGUGAGAUGCUUCAUGUUGCUGAAACGUUCAUUGACAAGAAUUAUCAUCCUACGGUAAUUUGUCGAGCUUAUAAUAAAGCUCUUGAGGAUGCUGUUGCAGUGCUUGACAAGAUUGCUAUGCCUAUUGAUGUAAAUGAUCGUGUUCAAAUGUUGGGGUUGGUAAAGAGUUGCAUAGGCACAAAAUUUACCAGUCAAUUUGGGGAUCUAAUUGCUGAUUUAGCACUUGAUGCUACCACUACUGUCGGUGUGGACCUUGGUCAAGGACUUCGUGAAGUUGACAUUAAGAAGUAUAUAAAGGUUGAGAAAGUUCCUGGAGGCCAGUUGGAGGAUUCAAAGGUUCUUAAAGGUGUUAUGGUUAACAAAGAUGUUGUUGCGCCUGGCAAAAUGAGAAGGAAAAUUGUCAACCCACGCAUCAUUUUACUUGAUUGUCCUCUUGAGUACAAGAAAGGGGAGAAUCAAACAAAUGCUGAGUUGGUCAGAGAAGAAGACUGGGAAGUUCUGCUGAAGAUGGAGGAAGAGUAUAUUGAGAAUAUAUGCAUGCAAAUUCUGAAGUUCAAGCCUGAUUUAGUCAUUACAGAAAAAGGACUUAGCGAUCUGGCUUGCCAUUACCUGAGUAAAGCUGGAGUGAGUGCAAUAAGGAGAUUGAGGAAAACUGACAACAAUAGAAUUGCUAAAGCCUGUGGGGCCGUCAUUGUUAACAGACCAGAUGAACUUCAAGAGUCAGACGUAGGAACUGGGGCUGGACUUUUUGAGGUUAAGAAAAUUGGGGAUGAAUUCUUUGCAUUCAUUGUUGAGUGCAAGGAUCCCAAAGCUUGCACAGUUCUGUUACGAGGUGCUAGUAAGGAUCUUUUGAAUGAAGUUGAAAGAAAUUUGCAGGAUGCUAUGUCCGUGGCCAGGAACAUAAUAAAGAAUCCAAAACUUGUUCCUGGUGGGGGUGCUACAGAGUUAACUGUAUCGGCUACACUGAAGCAGAAGAGUCAAUCUAUUGAAGGCAUUGAAAAGUGGCCUUAUGAAGCUGCAGCAAUAGCUUUUGAGGCUAUACCACGGACUUUAGCACAGAAUUGUGGGGUCAAUGUGAUUAGGACUAUGACUGCGUUGCAGGGGAAGCAUGCAAAUGGAGAAAAUGCAUGGAUUGGUAUAGAUGGAAGCACUGGGUCAAUUUCAGACAUGAAAGAGCAAAAGAUCUGGGAUGCUUAUAAUGUGAAAGCACAAACCUUCAAGACGGCCAUUGAGGCUGCGUGCAUGCUUCUUAGGAUUGAUGAUAUUGUUAGUGGAAUCAAGAAGAAGCAAGCUCCAGGGUCAAGUCAACCAUCAAAACCAACAAUCGAGCAAGAAGGAGAUGCAGACAAUGAGCAAAUCCUCCCCGAGUGAAUGUCAGGCAACCAAAGGGAGUGUUUUUAAUUAUGGGUUCAUUCUAUUUUAAAGCUGAUUUUGUGCCCCCCCCCCCCCUUUUUGGGUUGGUUUCUAUCCUAAAAGAGCUGCUGUUGCAUGGUCCACUUAUUAGAAAACAUUGUUUAGGAUUUGAUGUAAUUCUGCCUGCCUUCCUUUUUAGGGUGGGAGUUGGCAUUGGGGCUGAUCAGUGAUUCCAAGCUUUGAUAAGAAGGUAUCUGUUUCUCACUGAUUUGGUUUCCCUCCUGUUAAGAAGAUGACCUUUUUUGAUCAAUGAUUGUUCAGUUUGAUUUUACUGUCAAGUUUUUUUGUGUCCUUUUAUUUUGGAAUGCACGGUUUGCUUGCAUUCGGGAAAAAAAAGCCCAAAUUUGCCUUGCAAAAUUUCAAUUUUGAUUAGUUUUAACCAUAGUUGUGACAGGUGCGCCUCAGGCGCAACGCAGCCCCUGCGCCUUAGAACACCCACCCCCCCCCCCCCCCCCCCCCCCCAAAAAAAACGAGGCGGCCAAGGCGUGCACCUAUCUGUGUUUGUUUUUUUUUUUUUUGGUUCGUCCAGACUCAGCAUAGCGCAUCACGAAUCGAGUCAAGCAAUAAUAAUAUUUUUUUCUUGGUGUGCCUAGCCUUUGCCGGGCACGCUUCUCGUCUUGUGCCUUGAACUCUAGGAUUCUUUGCGCUUUGCCCUUUGCCCUUUUAAUAACUAUAGUUUUAACUCUUUUAUGCUCCUGAAAUAUUAGGGUUUGAAUUUUUUUAAUUUUAAUUUUAUAACUAAUUAUUCCUUCACAUUUUUUAAUUUUUUUAUUUCAGUGUGGAGUUUAAAAAAAACUAAAUUUUCUAUUUUUUAACGAGAGAUUUAAUCAUUCAAUAAGAAAUUAGAGUUGACAAAUUAGAAGUAUUUUUUAAAGCGACGGCCACCAGUUUGUGGUUUACUUUGACUUUGAAAUAUUCAAUUUCUUUUUUGUAAAAUUUAAAUUUACUUUGGAAUUAAAUCCUUCAAAAAAAUUUAUGGAUGAAUUUAAGUAAAAAAAAAAAAAAAAAAAGCUCAAGAAUUAAAUUAAUCAAAUUAGGAAAGCUAAA
This is a messenger RNA of Diospyros lotus (date-plum), 2906 nucleotides long. Its product is annotated as T-complex protein 1 subunit gamma. NCBI's taxonomy places the organism in Eukaryota, Viridiplantae, Streptophyta, Magnoliopsida, Ericales, Ebenaceae. The record is from RefSeq and is a predicted model, not a curated record. Gene Ontology annotation, cellular component: chaperonin-containing T-complex. The transcript has 14 exons. Gene Ontology annotation, molecular function: ATP-dependent protein folding chaperone; ATP hydrolysis activity; ATP binding. Gene Ontology annotation, biological process: protein folding. The coding region runs from base 147 to 1817 and encodes 556 amino acids.